CUUUAUGACACAGCGUCUCUUUUCAUUUAAUAAAUAAAAACAAAUGUUACUGUAAUUUGCAUCAUCCUCCCUCCUCUCAGCUCCAUAUCUAACGAAGCAAACUAGAGAAGCUGCGUCAAUCUCAAGAAGAGCAAGGAACCCUCCUUUUGUAUCUUUUCUUUCCAAACUGGUCUGAGAUGGUCGAGCCACUAGGACAGCUCCAGGUGACUGUUAUUAGAGGAAAGAAACUGGCGAUCCGAGACUUCAAGUCAAGUGAUCCUUACGUGAUAGUCAAGUUGGGAAAUGAGUCAGCCAAGACCAAAGUGAUCAACAAUUGCUUGAACCCUGUAUGGGAUGAGGAACUGAGCUUUACACUCAAAGAUCCUGCAGCAGUUCUCUCAUUGGAAGUGUUUGACAAAGAUAGGUUCAAGGCAGAUGACAAGAUGGGUCAUGCCACUCUCAGCCUUCAACCACUCAUCUCAGUAGCCAGACUAAGGCAUAUAGUGCACGUCUCCUCUGGCGAGACAACUCUUAGGAAAGUGUUACCGGAUUCAGACAACUGCUUAUCUCGUGAGAGCACAAUCAGUUGCAUAGACGGAGAGGUGGUGCAGAGCGUGUGGCUGAAGCUGUGCGCUGUUGAAUCGGGUGAGAUUGAGUUGAAGAUCAAGCUGAUUGAUCCUCCUCGUGGAACAAAGGAUCAUUAGGGAUUAAUGAAUCCAGAUGUGUUGUGGUAUGUUAGUUUGUAGCAAGCAAUCCCUUUGUAUUAGUUAAAUUGCAACAUGUAUGGUCUUUUGUGAAACAGCUUUUAAGACUUUAAAGCUUUGACCUUUGCGCCUUGUGGUAACUCACUCACCAGCUAAUAAAUCUUGUAACCGUGUUUACCAA
Brassica oleracea var. oleracea is the source of this 864-nucleotide messenger RNA. RefSeq names its product protein C2-DOMAIN ABA-RELATED 11-like. The transcript is spliced from 4 exons. The record is from RefSeq and is a predicted model, not a curated record. Lineage: Eukaryota; Viridiplantae; Streptophyta; Magnoliopsida; Brassicales; Brassicaceae. Bases 177 to 683 code for a protein of 168 amino acids.